Anastrepha obliqua is the source of this 281-nucleotide messenger RNA. RefSeq lists its product as uncharacterized. The record is from RefSeq and is a predicted model, not a curated record. The coding region runs from base 1 to 213 and encodes 70 amino acids. The transcript has a single exon. NCBI's taxonomy places the organism in Eukaryota, Metazoa, Arthropoda, Insecta, Diptera, Tephritidae.
AUGCAGAAGAAAAGGGUCCGCGUAAACAAUAUACUGGACAAAUUGCAUCGAGGCGUAGUCUAUAGUUGCAUUGGUGUCACACUUUAUGGAACAUUCCUGUUAGGAUUGCGGGUACAUCGAUACCUGACUGUUGUUCGCCCACAGCGGCAGGCGGAUGAGCUACAGAAGAUUGAUGAUGGCCAACUCGAUAAAGCGAAAACCAUUAUUUCAUAGGUUCUGUUUGAUUUUGUUUGAAUAAGUGUGCAAAAUGCUAAUAAUAACGUUGUUUAAGAUAUGUAUAA